Messenger RNA from Vitis vinifera (wine grape), 1045 nucleotides. Its product is annotated as thiamine phosphate phosphatase-like protein. Bases 75 to 884 code for a protein of 269 amino acids. Gene Ontology annotation, molecular function: phosphatase activity. Lineage: Eukaryota; Viridiplantae; Streptophyta; Magnoliopsida; Vitales; Vitaceae. The record is from RefSeq and is a predicted model, not a curated record. The transcript is spliced from 4 exons.
GCCUGUUGUGUGGUUUAAAGCAAGCAACUUACUGCCCAAAACCAUCUUUUCUUUGUUCUUUUUCCUUUGCAGCAAUGGCUGUGGUGGUGGUUUUUGAUUUUGACAAGACCAUUAUAGACUGUGAUAGUGAUAAUUGGGUUGUGGAUGAGUUGGGUCUCACCCCUUUGUUCACUCAGCUCCUCCCCACCAUGCCUUGGAACUCUCUCAUGGAUAGGAUGUUUAUGGAACUUCACUCACAAGGGAAAACUAUGGAGGAAAUUGCAGAAUGUCUAAAAAGGGCUCCAUUGCAUCCCAGGAUUAUCUCUGCUAUUAAAUCAGCUCAUGCUUCUGGGUGUGAUUUGAGGAUAGUCAGUGAUGCAAAUGCUUUCUUCAUUGAGACAGUCCUGAAACAUCAUGGGUUGAUGGACUGUUUCUCUGAAAUCAAAACAAACCCUAGCUUUGUGGAUGGAGAAGGAAGGCUCAGAAUCUUACCAUACCAUGAUCUCAAGUCAUCCUCCCAUGGCUGCAACUUCUGCCCUCCCAACAUGUGCAAGGGUCUGGUCAUGGAAAGGGUAAGGACCUCUGUGUCUGCAGAGGGGAAGAAGAGGUUUAUCUAUCUAGGGGAUGGAAGUGCUGAUUUUUGCUCAGGUUUGAAGCUUGGAGAAGGGGACUACCUGAUGCCCAGAAAGAAUUACCCCAUUUGGGAGAUUAUUUGCAGUAACCCAAAGCUGAUCAAGUCCAAGAUUAAUGAAUGGAGUAAUGGAGAGGAACUGGAGAAGAUCCUCCUCCAUUUGAUCACUACAAUCAGCAUUGAGGAGAAGUGUAAUAUGAGGUCUGAUAAGUGUCAGGCCAGUUCCAUGGAUUCCCAUAAAACAUUCCAAAGUGUUCUCCCAGUUCCUCAUUAGUUUAUGGCUAUGAAAGCUGGAUUUCUGAAAGAUGUGAUGAGAUGAACACUUUUUUGAAAAGGGGAGUAGGGGAAUCAGCUUGAUUGUGUCUACAUGGACCUUCCAUUGUCAUUUUUCAAUCACCCAUUGAUCAUUGAAUUAUUGUUGAUGGCAGCUUUUAA